AUGCUAAGGAUUGACGCUGAAGUUUUUAUGGUAAAUCUACUCGACAUGGAAGUUUCGGAUGAAGUGGUUGAGAAGACGGCAGAACUGGAGAAACGACAGCAGAAUAUUAAGAAUGAAAGGGUUUGUUCAAAGCAAAUUUUAGAUGACUCUGUGCGAAGCUUUACCCCGAUUGUCAUCAAUAUCAACGAGGACGCUGAAACUUCCUUUAUUGAGUGAGU
This is a messenger RNA of Strongylus vulgaris, 218 nucleotides long. The record is from the annotation of a GenBank genome assembly. NCBI's taxonomy places the organism in Eukaryota, Metazoa, Nematoda, Chromadorea, Rhabditida, Strongylidae.